AUGGACCACGCCUCCUGGUCGUUCUCUUCUCUUUCUCCUCGUUCGCGCGCCGCUCCGUCCUCAUUCUUCCCCGGAAAGCAGCUCCUCCCUGGGAAGGCGCCUGAGCCGGCGAACGUACUGCAGGCACGAAAAGAGAUGGCGCAGGGACAGUUUUCUCUUGCAGCCUAUUUCCACGAGAAAAAGCUGAAGGCAACAGAAGUGCGAGAUGGAGGCGUGCGAACCCUGGCUGCGGAAGACAAUCGCCAUCCCGCAAUUCGCUCUCUGCCAAAGGACCACAGACAUCCCUCUUCUCUUCCUGGAUCCUCUUUGUCAGAUUCGUCGUCUUAUCUUUCGUGGUCUUCCUCGUCGAACUCCUCUGCAUCUUCUUCCUCUUCCUCAUCGUUUGCUUCCUUCUCCGCCUCGAGUUAUCUUGCUCUGUCAAAUGUUCUGCCGUGUCCGUCUCUGGUGGAGGCGUACAGAGAGACGCGCGGCAUCACAGCGCUGUUCCCUUGGCAGUUCGACUGCCUCUCUCUGACGCGCACUGCGUCGCCUUUUUCCAGGGAGGCGCACCCGUCAAACGCAUGCAGGUCGCCACAGAACGAGGAGGCGCGGGCAGCGCGUGCGGUAGCCACGCACGGACUUGGCGCCGCUUCUCCCCCAGUGAAAAGCGAGCGAACCGGGAACGAAACGGAAGGCGACCAUAGGCGGAGACAGGCACCACGGCCGGAUCCUGGGGUGUACGUACACCCCGCCACGGAGACUGCGCCACUGGAGUCCAGUCCAGGUCUUCAGCUGAGGCGACACCCGUCCGAGAGAAGCCACCAGCAAGCGGCGUCCAGAGCGCCUUUUCCCCGCGUUCGCCGCGUCAUCGAUGGAGGCCUAAACCUUUUGUAUUCAGCUCCCACGUCAGCCGGCAAGAGCCUCGUCGCUGAAAUUCUCGUCUUCCGCCACGCGCUCGGGCUCUUGGGGCACCCUCUUCGCGUCGGCAAGCGUAGCGGCGACUCGGGAACCGUCUUACCCUUCCCAACGCGUGCGCUACACCUCGCAGAGAAUGAGGACGAGAGCGUGGACGCAAAGAGACGGCGAGUGGUGCCUCUGCCAGAAACGUCUUCGAUGACUUCACUUCCGCCUUCCGAGGCCGCGUCCGAGUCCGCACUUGCCUCGUGUUCGCUUUUGCCUUCUCUCUCGUCGGCGUCUUCGUCCACGGCUUUCCCCGCCUCGUCGUCUCCCCCGCGUCGCGCGGCUGUGAUUGUCCUCCCCUUUGUCGCACUCGUGGAAGAGCAGUUCAGCAAGCUGCAGGCGCUGGCUUCCGCUUCGCCAUCUCCGUUGAAAGUUGUCGCGUUCCACCACGGCAGUCCGACUCCCCUGACGGAGGCGUUCGAUGUCGCCCUGUGCACCAUCGAAAAGGCGAACGCGCUCAUCCAGGCACUCCUCGAGGAAAACGCCCUGGCAGAGAAGAUCGGGAUCGUCGUCGUCGACGAGCUCCACAUGGUCGGAGACGCACAGCGCGGCUUUCUGCUCGAAGUCUUCCUUUCGAAACUGUUGUGCUUCAACCAGAGACGCGCCGCGCUCGAGGCUGCGACGCUCAACCGCGCGCCAGACGCCGAAGAAGACGGCGGGGACCACGGAGGAAUCGAGGGGCGGGACGAGGCACGAACCAGGAAGAGAAGGAGAGCGAGCGCGGACAUUGAAGCGGAGGACGCGCAAACGGCGCCGGGAGGCUCGCGCGCGCCGCACGAAGCGCCCGAGUCGCCCUUGACGGCCUCGUCGCUUUCUCCCGCCCCGCGACUCACCUUCUGGCCAGUCCAGAUUGUCGGGAUGUCGGCGACGCUGGGGAACCUCGAUGAGGUUGCGCGCUGGCUCUCGGGCGUUUCCUUCGUUUCCUCGCACCGCCCUCUGCCUCUGCGCGAAUUCUACUUCUGCUGGGAUAAGAGCGACCCGGAGUGUCUUCUCCUGGAGAAGGCGUCUCGCCCUUCGGCUUCCCCUGCGUGGGCGGCGGUUCCGUUUCCCAGUGAAGAAAAGGCUCUCCUCUUGAGCCAAGACGAGGAAGGCAGUCCGCCGACGGUGGCCUCCGCGCCUAUCUCUGGCAGUGGAUCCUGCGCUUCGCGAUCGUCUCGCCGGGGCCCUCGAGACUCGCCUCAGUUUCCUCCGCGGCACGCUGGGGCCUUGCUGUCUCUCUCCCUCCACCGCGUUCGCCGAGGCGACAGCGUCUUGGUCUUCUGCCCCACCAAAGUGAUCUGCGAGAAAGUCUCUGCUUUCCUCGCGCCGAGACUCGAAGCACCGAUUGCCUCCUCCUUCUCGCCUUCCGUGUCGACGCCAGCUGCUCUCUCUCCUUCCUCCCCUUCUUCCUCCCCUUCAUCUUCUUCUUCCUUUUAUUCCUCUUUCGCGGAUUCUGCUGAAGGCGUUCGCGAGGCGCGUUCUCUUCGCGCGGUUCUUUUGUCCCGUCUGGCCGCUAGCGAGGGAGGCUCUUUCUCGCUCUCGCCCGCUCUAGCGUCGUGCUUCUUGGCGGGCGUCGCCUUUCACCACUCUGGACUGACUUCUUUCGAGCGCAGAGCAGUCGAGAAGGCGUACCGAGACGGCCUCCUGCUGGUGCUCUGUGCCACGUCGACGCUCGCUGCGGGCGUCAAUCUCCCGGCGAAGCGAGUGAUCUUCUUUUCUCCGUUUAUCGGCCGCAACUUCCUCGCCGCCGGCGAGUACAAGCAGAUGGCGGGGCGCGCGGGGCGCGUGGGCGCGCUGAAGAGCAGAGACGCCCGCGACGGAGAGGCGAAGACGGCCCCUGGCUACCGGGGCCAAGGCGGCCGGUCCGGAGGCUGCGGUGUAUCGAGCGGCGCCGUGCAAACGAGGAGGGACCAAGAAGCGAGACGUGGCGGGAAGCGAGAGAGCGCGCACAGGGCGCGGGAGAGCGAGGACGGAGAACAAGGGCGGGGCGGAGACGGGCUGGCGGAGAGGGGAACAGGGACGGAGGAAGACGAAGGAGGGGAAGCAAUCGUUCUUUGCCGGGAAGUCGAAGAAGAAGCAGUCAAGCGCGUCAUGUCGGCGGGGUUACCCGUUCUCGAGAGUCCCUUGGCCGCGGAGCGUCACGGUCUCCAGCGGCUCCUCCUCGAGGCGCUGGCCUGCGGAGGCGAGGACCGCCUGGACGGGUUCUCGAAGGCAACCGUGCAAGCAGAGCAAGAAAGGGAAAGUGAGAGGCAGAAUGGAAAAGACAAGUCGAGCCUCGCCAGCGACAGACCCCGCGGAUGGUUUGGCGGCACCUGCUCGGAACUGGUCCUCGUCGCUUCCUGCACUUUGUUGAUGAUUCAGAGACACCGGCAUGCGCUCUGCGCGACUCCUUCAGGCGCGUCGUCCGCUUCGUUGCCUGGUCUCUCUGUGCAUCCCUCCUCUUCUCGCGCCCUUCCGCGUCGUUCCUCUGAGGCAUCUUGCUCCUCUCGGGCUGCGUCGCACAGCCGCUCUUCUUCCGCUCUCCCGUCUCCAAAGUUCUGUCCUUCUCGCGCCCCUCCAAGCGCUGCCGCCCCUGCCUCCUGCUCGUCUUCGUCUCCGACUCGCUGCUCGGAGAGCCCUCGAGCCACGUUACAGCAGUCCCCUGUGUAUCGAGACGUAAAGGCCGCGAUGGAGUUUUUGCUAGAGAGAGGCCUCGCGAGGUUCUCCUCUUUUCGAGAUGCCUACGAGGCGACACCCAAGGGCCGAGCUAUCGCGGCGAGUCAGCUCGCUCCGCAAGAAGGCUUCCUCACUUGCGCCCUUCUCGAUCGUCUCGUUGACAAACUUGUUCUCUCCAACGACCUCCACCUCGCGUACCUCUCUGUUCCUCUCCCUUCGUCUCCCCCGCCUCCUCCCUCUCCUUUUCCCGCUUGUUUUCCUUCCUCUUCUUCCUCUCCCGUGUCGUCUCCUCCCGCUUCUUCGUCCGGCUCUGCUUCCUGUUCUCCCUCUGCUUCAUCGCCCUCUUUGUCUGGUGCUGCGACGCCGUCGCUUUGUCCGGAAACUUACCUUCCGCGUUCCCUGAAGGGCGAGACGAAGGCUGAGGGCGGAGGGGACCCUCUGCUGGAAAACGACGAGAGGCGGAUCGCAGGACGGCUGAGACGAAAGGAACACUCCGGCCACGGCCCGCUCCAGGAAGAAGCCGGUGAAGCCGCGUCGGCUGUCGAGAGAGACGGAGCGCUGGAGGCUCGUGAGCGAGCGCGUCUGGAGCUGGACGGGCGCCAGGCUGAGGACAAAAAGAGAGAUGAACGGAUGCUUCGGUUCAAGAGAGAACGCGAAGAACUUGCGUUUGCUCUGUCACGCCGAGAACUCCAAACCCUGCAAAAAGUACUGAAAGCUUUCUCGCCUGCAGAAAGUUUUGCACUCGCACAGCUCGGUCUCUCUGAAGUCGACGUCGAAAACUUGGACGCUCCCGGAUUCUUACAAAAGCACAGCCCCUCUGAUACCAGUCAGACCGCCAUCGCUUCCUCUCAAUCGUCUUCCUCUGCCGCUUCCUCGGCUUCUUCGUCUUUGCCUCGACCGUCUCUCUGUGCGUUGCAGGGGCGUCGGUUCUUCAUUGUGUGGCGCGUGCGUCAAGCUCUGGCCCUCUGUCUCCUUCUGCAGGGCCUGGAGCCCAAGGCGGUCGCGGCGACGCUAGCCGUCUCCGGCGGUCUCUCCGCGGUCUCGCUCCUGCACCAGCAAGCGACGCUCAAAGCGGCGAUGACGGGGGUCCUUUGCACGCGCCUGGGUCUCUGGUCGCUCGCGGAGUUUCUGAAGAAUUUCCAGACGCGCCUGCAACACAGCGGCCUAGGUCUCCACCUGGCUCCGAUUCUGCGCCUGGGUGUCGCUCCUUCUCUCGCACGCCUCCUCCACGACCAGUUGGGUGUAUGUACACCCCAGCAACUCCUCGCGGUCGGUCCGGCGCGCGUCGCGAAGGUUCUCCGCAGGCGGCUGAAGCUCAACCUGGGGCGAGCCGCGGGAAAGGGCUCCCAUGCGUGCAGGGGUCGGCGGUCGCGCGCGGGGCUUCCGAGAGAAAAAACUGCGCCGAUGUACCAGGUCUGCAACGGCGAAGAAACCGAGGCGCCCCUCGCCUCUUUCGCUUCCGCGCGCUCUCCUCGCUCUCCGUCCUUCUCGACGUUUUUCCAGGCAGACCGCGCAGCCGCCGAAGUGACGGCUGACUUGUUCUCGCACGCGCGCACGCAGCUGCUGGCCGAGGUGGGAAGAGCCCCGAGACUGUACCGCUCGAAAUCCAACUCUUUGCGCUUCGUCCCUGUCUCUCGCGCGCGUCGUCUCAGCUCCGAGCGCGGCUACUCGUGUAAUUUGGGUCCUCCGCGCACUCUCCCUUCGGACGUCGGAGAGCGCGAAACGACCGGCGUUGUGUCUUCGUUUUGUCUGUCAGGCUCGCAAGGCAAGGCCAACAGAGUCGCCGCCGUCCGUCUCUUCGUGGCGUCGGCGUGCUUCGCCUUCGGCACCCAGCCCGUUUUCCCCGUCCUCCCUCCCUUUGGCAUUUUCCGGCGCUUCGCCUGGACCCUCUUCUCGCGGCACAGUUCCGUCUAUCCCCUCUGCAACCAGUCACGGUUCUUCAGCUGUACCUUGUCUCCGAAAAUCUACCAGGGCGUCGGCCUCCCCCCUCGCGCCUCCUUCCGUCUCUGUGUCGUCUUCCUCAUCUUCACACCAACGCUCUCUCCCCUCGUCUUCGUGGGAGGGCGCGAAGCCUCGGCAGGACUCCGCCUUCCUCUGGUAAAAGAAGCGCGUCCAAAUAGGGAUCUCCUGUGCGGAGGAAGCGCAGCCCACAGCGUCUGCGUCAGCCGUCGACACGGCCUGCCUCGCUUGAGUCGCGCCCUCGCCGCUGGCAGCAAGGGAAAGGGAAACGCGCAGGACGAGGGAAGAGCGGAAGAAAAUCGGGGCCAAGAAGCAAGAUCCGUCGCCUACCUGGAGGAAGUAGAGCGACGACGAGCCGCGCUCUCGGCUCCUCGAGUUGGUGAAGACGAAGACCUCGACGCCAUUCUGGCAGCCGACGAGGCGAGACGUCGCCGUCUUGCGAUGUCUCUCGGAGGCUCUCGAACGCGGGAGGAAGCAGGAACGGUGCGGGGAAGUCGCGGCCUCUGUGGAGGAAUCAAACCCCCUGCUGGUCGCACACAGAGCGAAUGCACCCAGAAGACAGACGUCGACAUUCUCGAUCUCGCCGUCGGCGACUCAAACCCAGGCGCUUCCGAAGGCGGACCAAACUGUCUGCUCGACUCAGGGCCGGUCGCCGAUCCAAGGGCUCUGCUCCUUCCCGAGAAUGCAAGAUCCACAGAAUCGAACAGAGGAGACAGCAAAGGAGGAAAAGAAAGCAAAGGAAGAAAAGAACGCGGAGGACGAGGAGACAGCGAAGGAAGUCCGGAUGCCAGCAGUGGCGGUGGGCGGAGGGUUGGGGGAGAGGAAAUCUCUCUGUUGCCAGCCUGUCCGUCGCUUGAGGGGUUGCAACGCGUUGCUACCGACUGGCUACGGUUGCAGGAGAGAACCGAUCAAGCGAAAGAAGUAGAACGCGGAGACGAACGAUCGGAGGACAGCGAACCGAGAGGCGCGAACAGAGACCACGGACGCGCAGGGGAAGGCGACGAAAGCGAGGGGAAAGGGGACGAGGACGGCGCCUUGUCUGUUUCGUUUUCGGAGGACGGAGCGAGCCUUCGCGAAGCCUUCGUAGGUCGUGCACAGUCGGCCGUCGCAGAAGGCCGGUUUUUUGCUGUUUUUCACGAGGGGAGACAAACUCCGGAAGGCAAGAGUCCUGGGCAAGGCGCGCGCUGCCCGCGCACGUCUUUCCAGGAUUUACCGGGUUUCUGUAUCCCCGAAGAGUUUCUUCUUCCCGUCUUCGUUGGCAGUGGAUGGACGAGUCGAGAGAAGGUCGAGAGAGAACGCGAGUCACGCGUUCCGUUGUUUUCGCGUGCUGGAUCGUCCCGGGUCUCGCUGCAUUCUUCGUGUGCGCCCGUCGCUGCCAGGCAGCUCCUCGACCUCGUUGAAAAGAGCCCUUUCCUGGCAGUUUCCGUCCUUCAUGCUCGAAGACGGAAGCGCGAAAUCACGCACAAGCUGUCGCCCCGGCAACACUCAGAACGCCGGCAACCUCCCUUUGCUUCGUUUUCUUCUCCGUGUCCCGCUGCUGUCCCCGAUGCAUCGUCAGGGACAGAAGCGAAAGAGAGACGCUGUGCGCCAAGUCGCUUGCGGCGCGCGCGAGAGGAAGCGGCGCAGACAGAGACGGACGAAGAUGACGCCCUUGUCGGAAAUGUGUUCUCUCAGAGAGAGAGCUCGCAAAUGCCAAGCGAAUCCGACCUAGCGGAGCGUACGCACCGCGAGACAGUUCCACUCGGCCUCUGUUUGUCCUCGCCGUUCUUUGGAACUUUCCUUGUUCCUCUGGGCAUCGCCACUGCCCUCUUCACCCGCCAUUCUUCAUCUUCCUCCUCUCCUGCUUCCUCUUCUUCCUCUUCUUCCUCUCCCUCUUCCUCCUCGUGUGCUUCCGCGUCGUCCACCUCGGCGGUCUGUACGUCUGCCUCGUCGUGUUCUCUGUCUGUUUCCUCUCUUCCUCGCCUCUCCUCCCUCGCGUCGCUCUGCACUCCGCAAAAAUGCAAAAGGCGACUCGUGCUGGUCCGCGAUCGGCACGCGUGGCUGGAGUGGAGUGACGGCCUCGCAGGAGAGGCGCGCGGUCGAACAGAAGAAAACGCAUCAGAAACAGGAGAAAAGGAGGGAGAAAAAGGGGUUGCGGCUGAGGCGCGGAUGGGGGGAAGAGAAGCGGAAGAAGCGCACGCAAGCGUGAGCGAGGGUGGCGAUCUGCGAGGGACGAAUCAAAAGGUGCAAUCCCUCAUUUCUUUGUUGCGCAACGCGACUGCCGUGGACGUGAAACUUCCGCACCUGCUUCUGAAGCGCCGCGCCCCUCCUUCCGUCCUGCAACGCGCAGAGGCGGAACUCCUCGCUCUUCGCAAACACGAGCGAGAAGAAGACGAGGCGGAAAGUCAGGAGGCGUAUUUGCUGGGGUUGUGGGGGAGCAAGGUUCUCGUCAGCGCGCGGCUGUCGGAGGAAGAGAGCGCGAGCCAGAGAGGAACGGAGGCGAAGCAGACGGAGCGGCAACUCGACUCGUUCGAAACGUGGGAGAGACGACGCACAGCCUGGAUUCACGCGGUGUCUCGACAGCUCGACGAGACCCGCGGUGGAUCGACGCCGAACGCGGACGCGCAGAGGCGAGAAAGAGAACGCGCCGAAAGGCGAAGAAUCCGCCGCAUCGAGAAAGCGAUUGCGCUCGCUGUCGAGGCGAACUGGCGAAGGAUCUGCGCUUCUGCGGUUCUCGCCGAAGAACUCCGUCAACACGGUCUCCUUGAGGUGUAUCUACACCUCGAAGCGCCCCUCGCGCGAGUCGUCAAUGCGAUGGCGCGCCGCGGCCUCCCCGUUGAUUCGGCUUUCCUCACCAGCCAGGCGGAUCGGUUUCGGCGUCUUCUCCACGCUCUCCAGCUCCACUUUUGCCGCCUCGCGGGCUCCUCGGUGGAUCCCCUGAGCGAGGCGAGUCUGGCGGCUGUACUCCUCCAUGUUCAGCAGAGCCUCUCGCACAUGCCUUGCUUGUCAGCGCCUCAGAAAAUGCUUUCUUCCCCUUUUCUCUCAGGCGCCCCUGGCCCGCGCUGUGCUCUGCCAGGCGUGGCCAACGCGCGCCGGGAGGCGAGCGGGAAACGAGGAGGGGGAGAAGCGGCGCUGGAAGGCAACGGGGGCCGGGGAUCGAAGAGCGGAUGCGAGCGAGGUGGAGGAAAGCAGAGCCAAGACGAGGGAGAAGCACAACUCUGCGGGGAACGGGAGGGCGAGGCGCGGGGUUCUUCGACGGGCGUUGGGGGAGGACAGACAGGACAGCGUGCGGCGACAAAGUCUUGCCUCGGUUCGCCGUUCUCGGGAGUCGCUGAAGACCUGUCGCAAAUGCUGACAAAGCUUGUUGUAACCGUGAACGGGGCUGCCAAAGACGACACCGACGACGAACCCGACGACGACCUUCUCGCGAUGCUCCUGCGCCGUCUCGACCCCUUCUCGCCCUUUGCGACUGCGCUCUUGGCGUUUUUUGGGGUGUAUGUACACCUCACAGCUGUCCAGACGCUCCUCGCCGAAAUGCAGGUCAACCGGAGUCUUGGCACAGAUGCCUGUUCGUGCGUGUCGAGCUCUCUUCGUCGCAGCCAGAGCGCGCAAGGGCGGCGUCUCUCUCGCUCGCUGGCUCCGGCGCUGGACGGCGAAGCAGAUAAAGAGAGAGGAGAAAUCGAGAGUGCGAAAAUGGAGAGGAGGGCGGAGACAGAGGAGACCCUGACGCUCGCGGAGAAUCUGCAAGCGCUAAGGCGGGGCGGCGAAAACAGCGGCGCUGUAGAACUUCGCCUGCCUGUGCGCAUUCAAGAGUGGGAAAAUGCUGCCGGGCGCCUUUUGCCUGAGCAUCCGUACGCUCUCCGAAAGCUCCACGCACUCGUUCAUUCCCCCACUCCCUCGGUUUCCACCGGCGCGGAGGGCCGGAGAGAAGACGGCGAGUGGAAUCUGCAGAGGCGCAACGUGAGUCUCCAAAAGUCGCGAGAACAAGAGUCGUUUGCUGUCAACACAGGCGCUUGUCUCGCAGAAGACGGGACGACUAGAUUUCCUGCGAGACUCGAAGGAACUGGGCGGCGAGAAGGCGAGAGCCUGACGGCAGGAGAGGGGAAAACACACAGGCGCGCAGACAGCUGCGUUUCAGGGGCAAGACGAGACAGGAGACCCGCAGACGCAGUUGGCCGUUGUGACGGCGGGAAGCGCGAUGAGGAAGGCGCAGCGGCUGGUGCGGGGGAAAGUGGAGGCAGACAGCGAGGAGAGACCCAGCACGCCUCGCUGGAGACCCCGUCCCCUUCACUGGACUUCUCCGUCACGCUUCCGGCCUGGAUCGAUCCGCACCUCGCGUUUCAUCUCUCUCACGCCUCGCAGCGAGAGGUGCCGUCAAGACAGAAACCAGAAGAAGCGAGUGCGACAAUGAGAGAGCCAGGGGAAGACCGACCGCGCACGGGUGACGCUCCGUCGACCUCUCUCGUGCACCCAAGAAGACAGACUCAGGAACCCUGCCGCUCUUCUCCCGCUUUGCUGGCACGAGCAAAGGGAGACGAAAAAGAGGGAGAAAAAGACGGAGACGGGCAAGAAGACGCGGAAGCGACAGGACGGAACCCGCAGAAGAGAAGGGAAAAGGCGAAGCAAGACAUCUACACUUUGCUGGGUAUUCCGUUAGUCGGCCCAGAAAAGGAACCUGUUCGGGUGUACGUACACCCGAGGCGUCCGCCAACCUACAGAAUGGACACCCGCGUCGGUGGUCUGUCUCCUCAAGGCCGUGCCGUCUUCGAGAGCGGAAAGGAGCCGGAAAGAGAGGAACGUGUGAGAAUGCAGAGCCGAGUCCAAGCCGAAACCGAGACUCUCGCCAACUCCUGCGUGCGUGGGCCACAGAGAGCACCAACGAAUAGGGCGACAGAACACAAAACAGAGGUGCAAGGACGAGAAGGAGGAAGAGACACACAAAGCAGAACGGUGGAUCGGCUUGCAGCGGCUCGACCGAGAGGAGAAGCUUUUCUUCUCUCUCUUUCUCUGACGGACCGGCGACGCGAGGAACUGCGGGUCUUCAGGUCCAGCUUUCUUCGGCUCCGCGUCUCUCCACCCACGCCUUUUCUGUGUGCGCGAGAUGAAGGGGAAGCGGAGAACGGAGGUGCGGAAGCGCACGGGGAAGGCCGCGGCUCUGGAGGCGGUGGUGCGCCCUUCGCUGGACACGCGCGAGUCCCCCGAGAGGACGGGAAGGGAACCUGUCGGCGAAGACGCGUCGACGUCGGAGCUAUGGUUGUGUUUCUGGACGACGUAAAACGCCUCGAGGCGCGCCUCGCUUUGCGGGGGCGCGAGCCCAGCGAGACGCCCCUCGUCGAGAAGAUGCAGGCCUCGAAAAGUGCGAGACGCCUCCAGAGAGAAAUCGAAAGACCGCAAACGCUUUCGGAGACGACGCGGCCGCUGCCUGCAGAGCGCGAAGCGAACCGAGAGGGACGCGGACGGGACGACACUGACACAGACCAAAGGAUUCUUUCAGAGUGGAAAGAGAAAUGUAUCCACUUUUUCCCCGCCUCCCACGUGUCGCGCGUCGACGCGCCGCUUGUUCUCUUCUCUCCAGGGAAGCCAAGUAUCGAGUCCCCUUGCAGAGAAGAAGAGGAAGGCGUUGAUCUUCGAGAUAUUGCCGUGGCCAGCGAAGGUCGCGUGCUCAUGGCAGUGGAAGUGGAGUAUCUGGAGCUCCUCAUCUUCACCUACCUUGCGCAGCGCGAACCUCUCCGAAAGCUGGUCAGUUCGCUUCUCGGCUGUUCUUCCUCCGCCUCGGCGAGCGAGGAAGAGCGACGGGAAGAUCUGACUCGUCUCUCCGCCCUGCUGCACUCCCUUCUCUCUUCGUCCUCGCCGCACCUCUGGUGCAUGCAAGAGCCGGAGGCGGCGGGAAAGGCGAAGGCAGACUGUCACGAAAGACGAGGGGAGCAUCGAGGACGGCGCGACGAAGUGUUCAAGCAGGUUCUCCUCGACGCCCUCCAGGGGUGGCUGGGCGAGGCGCGCGAACAGCCUUUUUUCGCGCCUGCUUGCGCUCCAGAAGGCCUCGCCUUUCUUCAGGCAACCCGGCAGCUGAUGACUGUGAAGGGACAGAGACGCGGCGUUUCCCAACGAAGACACCUCCACCGAUGUCGGCAGAUCCUCCGGGCAGCGGAAGCGGAGGCUGUCAAGUGCAUGCUCCUGGCGCUGGCAUGCGAAGAGGACCAGGAUGGACCAGAGACCGAAGAAUACAGCGAAGGAACAGACGCGGCGUAUGCCGAGAAAAGAGAACUAGGAGGUACAGCCGAGGAUCCGCAGGAGGCGUCUCCGCCGGCUGUCUCGCCGGACUCUCGGAGGCGUCGGCACAGCGCCGAGUCUCUGUGCUGGAGACAAAACGGGAGGUGUCUAUCCUUCUUCCCCGUUUUGCCUCUCUCCAACGGGAUGCUGCUCGAAGUCUGCGCAGCCCAUCGAGAAGCGAUCAGGUGA
Neospora caninum is the source of this 11970-nucleotide messenger RNA. RefSeq lists its product as hypothetical. Gene Ontology annotation, molecular function: ATP binding; nucleic acid binding. The record is from RefSeq and is a predicted model, not a curated record. The coding region runs from base 1 to 11970 and encodes 3989 amino acids. The transcript is spliced from 10 exons. NCBI's taxonomy places the organism in Eukaryota, Apicomplexa, Conoidasida, Eucoccidiorida, Sarcocystidae.